AUGUCAAAUCCAACAUUGAGAAUGGUUUAUAAACCAUCAUUAAAAACACGGACACCUGGUCGAUUAAUAACAAGGACACAACCAACACAGCCACAAUCACAAUCACUAUCACAAACACAACUGCUAUCACGGCCACAACCACUGCAACCAUCACUAUCACAACAAAAUUUACCAAUCCAAUUGUCGUUUAAUAUUAAUGAUGUUGAAAGACCAACUAGAAUAACGAAAUCACAAUUUUUCGUUAACACGACAUUAAAUGACGGAGAAACAGUUUCUCAGCCAAAGUCAGAUAUUGUUAGCUCUCAAAUUGCUUCACAUUUAAUGGAAGAACGGUUAUCCUUUAAUUGUACUGAUUUCGGUAGCGAAAAUUCAAUUACUUCAUCUUUUUCUGAUGAAAAAAAUGUUUGGGAAAGCCAGUUUAAUUUACAUACUUGCAAGUUUCUUACUGUUUUUGAACUUGAAGAACUUGUUAGCCUAUUUGAUACCAUUGUUAGCAAUGCCACAUUUACAAAGGAAAACACGUUCAAACAAAAAGGAGUAAUUGAUCAAACACUUUUUAAACAACACAAAAAGUCGAAACUUGCAUAUCAUGAACAAUUUGUGUUGAUGUUGACAUUUUUCCAUACAAAAACGAGACAUGUUGAAUUAUAUGAACUCCUUUAUGGUAUGGAUACAACAAAAAAUAAAAACACAAAAAUAAAAAUAUGA
Entamoeba invadens IP1 is the source of this 708-nucleotide messenger RNA. RefSeq lists its product as hypothetical. The transcript has a single exon. The record is from RefSeq and is a predicted model, not a curated record. Lineage: Eukaryota; Evosea; Mastigamoebida; Endamoebidae. Bases 1 to 708 code for a protein of 235 amino acids.